UAUAAUGGAUAAAAAGCGGCCUAAAAAUUGUGAAAAUGGUUGACGAAAAGUCCAAGAAGAAUUGUUCGAAUACAUUCCAAAUAAAAUGAAAUACAGGAAUAAGUGCUACAGCUGAAAGUGUUCCAAAAAACAGUGCAAUAUAGAAAUCGCAACAACAGCAAAGGAAACACGCUUCUGAAAAAGUUAAAAAUCAAAACAAAAUCAGUCCAAAAAUUGAUAAAUUAUCUGCAAUAAUUACCAAUACAUAUCGUAUACACACAUGCAUAUGCUAAAUACUACCACAAAGCUGUUGUAAAUAUUUUCACAAAUAUUGGAAAACUACAGAAACAGCAUUGUCCCACUGUACAUAAAACGAAACCUAAAAGAAAAACAAAGAAAAUUCGAAAAUCUAUAUAAAUAAAACCACUAUCCAUAGCGGGACUAUCAUUCAGCAUUGCUGGGCUGCACUACAAUAUAUCCACAUAUUACCCAUAAAUACUAUAAACAAUCCACCCGUACUACUCCCCGUUCAUUCUUUUAUGCAUAUUUUUAUGUCUUCCUCCCAUUGUUUUUUUGAAUCUUGGGAAUUGGAUUGUUUGGAACGUGAUAUUGCAAGGAUCGGCAGAAGAUUCGUAUCGAUCGCCUGGGUCAACUGACAAUGAAGUUUUGCAGCAUGAACGGCCCAAGUGAAUCGGAAGUUGAAAGCCUCUUGAUGAGCCCCUGCUGGGGACCGCCACAGAACAGCGGCCAGGAUCAGUAUCUGCUGGAUGGGCACAAGCUGCUACUCGAGCAUGACCUGGACUCCCUGCCCAGCGACGCGGAUCAGAAGAACUCGAUGGAUGUGCUGGACAAUCUGCUGCUCAAUGGCUCCUCGUUGAAUGCGCUGUCAGACCUGAAGCCGCUGCCCCCCUUCACCGGCUACACGGGCCACCUGUCCAUCAAUGGCAUCUCGGGCCAUCACUACCAUGCCAUUGCCCAGCGGCUGCCGGACGAGAGCAACAACAAUUACAUACAGAGCGCCUACCAGGCCAACCCCAAUGCCAAUCCCACAUCGACGACGGCCCAGAGCGGCCCCAACGGCGGUGGGGGGAGCGGCGGCGGCAGCAGCAACUCCUCCAACGAGCACAACAUAGUCUCCUCCUCCACCUGCCUGCCCGAGAGCGUGCUGAGCGGGGAUCCCUGCGCGGACGCCUGCCUGGCCGAUGUCAAGCUCUUUGCCGAUAGUCAAUUAGAUUCUAAGCUUUACUCCGUCGCCGACAGUUGUGUGAUGAGCGGGCCCGGCGGCGGAGGACCCGGUGGAGCGGGCUCGGGCUCGGGCUCGGGCGGCGGGGGACAGGGUAACGGGCCGAGCAUAGCCACAUUGACGCCGAUCGACCAGGUGGCCGACUCGCUGCAUGGCAGCGGGGUGCGCAUCUACAAGGACCUGACGGAGUACGUCGACAUGAACUCCAUCGAUGAUAUAGCGGCCAUCAUUGGAUCGGCGAUUGCGGACACGACGGUACCCAAUCAGCUGGACAAGGACGAUGGCAACGACACGCGGGACAGCUGGAUGGAUCUCGAUGCGUGGAUCGACGGCAACUGCAUCCAGCAGGAGGGCAAGGUGCUCGUCUCGCAGCAGGACUCGCUGGGCGACUUCAUGCUGCCCCACUCGCCACUGCCCAUGCACGCCAGCAGCUCCACGCUCCAGAGUCUGCUCAGCCAUGGCUACAUGCCGCUCCUGCAGAACCGCCUCCAGCACGGUCCCCCAGGUUCUGGGAACAACAACAACAACAACAACAAUAAUCACUCUCACAAUAACAACAACAACAACAACAACUCCUCCUCGGCGACCACGACAGGGACAUCGAAGGGGGAGGCGCCCACAUCUACCUCAUACUGCAAUGAACUGUCGGCGGCCACGAGCAGCAGCUGCAGUCCGCCCGGCUCCGUGGUGAGCACCACGGCAGACAACAGCCUGAUGAUCAAUCCCCGCUACCUGUCCAACCAAUCCCAGUCCAAUCCGAACGGAUCCAAUCCCCACCAACAGCAGGCCGCCUACCAGCUGUCCGCCUCCGGCAUGGGCUCCCUCAAUGGCCCCAAUUCGAUGAAGGACGGCGGACUCUGCUCGCCGGACAUGUUGGGCAACUAUCCGCACACGACGACGGCCACCACGACGGGCUCCGAGCUGCACGGACGGACGGGCACACCCAAGGCCAAGCGAUCGCGAGCCCAAAAGAAGUCCAGCCAACAGCACCAGCAGCAGCAGCAGCAGCAGCAUCAGCAGCAGGGGGACAGCAGUGGCAAUGGCCCCUCCACGCCGCAGAUGAGCGCCAUUUCGCCGUCGAGCGUGGGCAGCUUCAGUGCCAGCGAUCUGAGUGGACUGCUGGGCAAGGAGAAGCCCGUGCACCGGUGCAGCAUCUGCAAUCGGGGAUUCCUCAACAAGUCCAACAUCAAGGUGCAUCUGCGCACACACACCGGCGAGAAGCCCUUCCGGUGCGAUGUCUGCGCCAAGGCCUUCCGCCAGAAGGCGCACUUGCUCAAACAUCAACAGAUACAUAAGAGAAUUGGGCGUGACUGACCGAGGCGGCGGCAGGCUCCUCGACAUAUUUCUUGAUUCGCUGGACCAACAAGAGGCAGAGAGCACGCUCUGAGUGUCUGCAUCUGACCCCAGGGGCGGGGAGGGGCCCACUCCAAGGACAAGUCCAGUCAUCGCAUCGUCAGCAAUACGGGUUCUUCUUCUCGGGAUCCGGAUUGCUCGAUCGGUGACUGCUGCUCCUGGCCAAAGGCUUGCGCUCCCCGCUUCUGUGUGCGUGUGUGCCAUUGCUUAGUCGGGACAGUGACUGGAGUGGCAUCCCAUGGCACUCCGGCACCUUCCCACACACAGGCCGAGCAAUCUCAUACACACACUUUUUGAUAUUCGUUGUUGUUGGUUGCUUUUGAUCUCUAUUGCUUACACGUAGUCCGUACACAUAGUCGAAAUUAUCAGAAUAACAGCAUAAAUUGACAUCAGAUCAGCUAUAAAUAUAUACUCAGCAAAUU
This is a messenger RNA of Drosophila subobscura, 2997 nucleotides long. It is a transcript of the gene ich, whose product is annotated as ichor. Gene Ontology annotation, molecular function: RNA polymerase II transcription regulatory region sequence-specific DNA binding; DNA-binding transcription factor activity, RNA polymerase II-specific. NCBI's taxonomy places the organism in Eukaryota, Metazoa, Arthropoda, Insecta, Diptera, Drosophilidae. Gene Ontology annotation, cellular component: nucleus. Gene Ontology annotation, biological process: embryo development; embryonic hindgut morphogenesis; embryonic pattern specification. Bases 638 to 2536 code for a protein of 632 amino acids. The transcript has 2 exons. The record is from RefSeq and is a predicted model, not a curated record.